CAGAACGAUCGAUAUCUAUUAACCUAGAGUGUGUAUGGAUCAAUCGGGAUUAUGUUUUUUAUGAAAAUGGGGUGGUUAUCACUCAACAGUGGAUUAGUGGCAUCGGCAAAUUCGGUGGUGAUUGUGUGGCUGUUGGGUGGAAUUGUUAUAUUGAUAUUGAUACAUUGGCGAAAUCAAAUUAAAGAGUUUUUCGUAUUUCAAAAAAAAAUAAGAAAUUGUGGACUUCGUGCUGUGCCGGGGAUACCACUGCUGGGCAAUUCCCUGGAAUUUAGGGAUUCAGACAAAACUAUUUUUACAUUAGCCAAAAUGAGUCAGCAAAUGGAAUCUGGUACAUUUACUGUUUGGUUUGGACCGAUGAUGAAAGUGGUUGUAACCGAUCCACGAGAUUACGAGAUUAUAAUGAGUAGUCCAAAAGCAGCGGAAAAGGACAUCGUGUACAAGUUUAUGGAGCCUGUGGUAGUGAAUGGUCUGAUAAACGGAGGAGGACCUACGUAUCGUGCGCAUAAGAAGUUAGUAGUACCCCUCAUUAACGGGGGUAAUUCGAUUACUGAGCACAUCAAACAGUUCAACAUUCAGACCAAGCGAAUGAUUGCUAAAAUGGAGAACCUCCUGGGAGGCGGAGAGUUUAAUAUUCACGAUAUAAUCGUUCCAUGUGUUGCAGACAUUGUCUCUGAGACUAUAUUUGGAAUUCCUGGAAAUGCUCAGGACGGCGGUGAGAAUGUGCUGAUGGAAGUCUCUGAACCACUUCUUCACAUUUUAUACAAACGAAUGAUGAAUAUCUGGUUAUGGCCUUGGCCAAUUUUUGUCCGCACAAGUUUGGGACGAGAAUUCAAAGACAUGUCAUCAGCGAUUCAUAAGUUUCUGAACAGUGUUAUUACGAAGAAGCGGCAGGAAUUCCUUAAGAUGGAGCGUGAUGGAGUCCAGGUAGACUUGUCAACAAGACCCGUCUUUGAUCAGAUCAUGGCGCAUAUUAUGAAAACUAAUGCAUGGAGUGAUCAAGACUGUAGAUCCGAACUCUUCACUUUAUUCGUAGGCUCUCACGAUACAAUCGCCGGAGUGAGUUGCUUCGUCGCCCUGAUGCUCGCAAUGUUCCCGGAAGUUCAGAAAAAAGCUCGUGAUGAGAUCCGAGAAGUUGUGGGAAAUCGUGAUUUGACGGAGGAAGACACUAUUAAUUUGAAGUGGAUGGAUGCGGUAGUACGAGAGACUAUCAGACUAUUCCCAGUCGGACCGCUAUUGGCACGACAGAUGACCGGAGAUCUCAAGCUUGCUACUUGCACCCUCCCAAAAGGUGCCUCCGUGUUCCUUCUACCUUUCGCCACCCACAGAGAUCCAAAACACUGGAAGGAACCCAAUAAGUUUAUGCCCGAACGUUUCUUCGGUGAGAGUGCGAAAAACAGACACAUGUGGGCUUUCGUUCCAUUCAGUGGUGGAGUGAGAAGUUGUCCUGGUUCCAAAUACGGUACGAUCAGCAUAAAGAUCAUCAUAAGCCAUAUAAUCCGCAACUAUGAAUUAUCAACGACCAACAAAUAUGAUACAAUGGACAUGCAUGCGCACAUAUCCACGCGAUGCCCAGCGGGAUAUAACAUAUCCAUAACAAAAGUAAAAGAUUAAUUCACGGGUAAAGUAGUGGAGUAUUACAGUGAUCUCUCAAAAUUUAAUUAAACUUAUUAAAAUGUGUGGUUCAAUUUCAUCUCGAGCUACACCUUCUAGGGAUCUCGGGAUGAAUUCGCCCCCAAAAAAGCUUCUUAUGUGUGCGACAAGACCUACUUUUCGCACCCAUAGAUAGCACGUGCUGUUUUGGUGAUACGUGACGAGUUCAUUUUCCGGAACGGUAGUCCACUGAGAGAAAAAUAUAAUUUUCCAAAUUAAAUAUUCUUCUGACAAGAAUUGAAAGCAGAUUUUCCAGUGGAAAUUUCAGACAUUUGUUUGUGUAAAACAAAUAUGAUUGGUAAAAUUCUAUUUUUCUCUCAGUGUGGGAAUGUAAAGAAAAAAUAAAAACUUGUGUUUGUAAAUAAA
This is a messenger RNA of Diachasmimorpha longicaudata, 2016 nucleotides long. Its product is annotated as cytochrome P450 4C1-like. The transcript has 12 exons. Gene Ontology annotation, molecular function: heme binding; iron ion binding; oxidoreductase activity, acting on paired donors, with incorporation or reduction of molecular oxygen. The record is from RefSeq and is a predicted model, not a curated record. The coding region runs from base 52 to 1611 and encodes 519 amino acids. Lineage: Eukaryota; Metazoa; Arthropoda; Insecta; Hymenoptera; Braconidae.